Dunckerocampus dactyliophorus (ringed pipefish) is the source of this 1604-nucleotide messenger RNA. RefSeq names its product HIG1 hypoxia inducible domain family, member 1A (gene higd1a). The record is from RefSeq and is a predicted model, not a curated record. NCBI's taxonomy places the organism in Eukaryota, Metazoa, Chordata, Actinopteri, Syngnathiformes, Syngnathidae. The coding region runs from base 150 to 428 and encodes 92 amino acids. The transcript has 4 exons. Gene Ontology annotation, biological process: mitochondrial respirasome assembly. Gene Ontology annotation, cellular component: mitochondrion.
UAUGCGUGCAAUGGCUGUUGAGAUCACGAAAGUCAGGCCGGUUCAUUUCCUUCCUACGUGCUAUUUGAGACUCAAGAGACUCCGGCCGCUGAAAACUCAAUUGAUUCACUAUUUUACUCCAAUAACGUUAGUAUCUAUACACAGUCAAAAUGUCUGCAUACGAAGAGAACGAGUCCAAAUUUAUGAGAAAAGCCAAGGAGAAUCCUUUUGUUCCCGUGGGAAUGGCCGGCUUCUUCGCCAUUGUUGGCUACAGACUGUGGAAAAUGAAAAGUCGCGGAGACACAAAAAUGUCAGUGCACCUGAUCCACAUGCGCGUGGCCGCACAAGGCUUCGUAGUGGGAGCCAUGACUGUUGGUGUCUUGUUUUCAAUGUACAGGGAUUUCUUUGCAAAGCCAAUAGAAAAACAGAACACGUCGGAAUCCAAGUGAACGUGGACUCCUCGUUCAACACCCCUUAAUAUUAUCUCAUGUUGAAGGGAUAGUUCGGAUUUCUUGACAUGUAUGACGUUGUAUGCCGUCACAAUCAGUAGAGCACUAAAUCAGUGGUGACUUGCUCCCCCAUUUGGUCCCGCGAGUCCAAUUCUGGUUGGAUUUCUUUGAUGUGGAAGGUAGUUGCUGGGUCAUGUAAGUAAAGAGCUUGGCUUCUCAAAACAAUGUGUUCAAAAGAGUAGUACAUUUGCAUCAUAAAAAUGCCUCUAAAAAAUUUGACCUCACAAAUCGCUCGGUGUUAUAUUUGUCUUAAAUGACUCGGCAACUAAGCAGAACGUUGUUUGAAAUCAGACCACAACAGGACUCAUGCGACCAAGUGGGGGGGCGUAAGUCACUGUUGAUAUAGUACACUGCUGAUGGGGAUGUCAUACAACUAUGUCGAAAAAUCCGAAGUAUCCUGUGUGUACAAGGUUUAUAUUUACAGAUGGGCCGUGCCAUUUGUAUGUGCGCAUCCUUUCAAACAGUGCACCUCAGCUGUAAAUGAUCAUUUAUUGGUUUGACUUCUGAUCCAUGUCACCUCUUCUGCACAUUUGCAGAUAUUAUUCCUGAGUAUUUAAUUGUAGUAUUUUUUUUUAAUGGGACUUUUUGAAUGGUGUGGGUGAUAUUCUAGUUGAAAUAUGUUUAUAGAAUAUUAAAUUAUGUGCGUGACUUAGGACUGCAUUCAUAAAGACUACCACUUUAUUUCCCUUUGUUGUGUUAUUGUCUCAAACAAGCUAUCCACUUCAAUGUACUACUAAUGUAGGGAUUUAUACCAAAUAAAACAGGCUCGCCCCUUAGCCCUCUUUGGCCGUCCCUUAAUUUUGUUUAAACCGGCAGAACACAAAUGCUACAGUAUUACUGUUUUAUUUACUUUUAUUCAGACAUCAAAUGUGAUUUUAUCCAUUCAAGUGUCAUGUACUAGGUUUGAUUGUAAAGGGCAAGUUCUUCAACAAGGGUCCAACUACAUUACAUGUGAAGCUUCAUGAGCAAACACUGUAACUAUACUAUAAAACUAUAGCUUGUUUAUAUUGCACAGCCAACCCUGUGAUGCACAGAAAGUAAUGCCUUAUAUCACAAACUGUAGCAAUUUUAAUAAUUGUAUACAUACUGUUUCCGUAUGUGUAAUGUGUGCCGUUU